Messenger RNA from Scophthalmus maximus (turbot), 4108 nucleotides. RefSeq names its product Rho GTPase activating protein 9 (gene arhgap9). Bases 412 to 3102 code for a protein of 896 amino acids. Gene Ontology annotation, molecular function: phospholipid binding; protein binding. Gene Ontology annotation, cellular component: cytoplasm. The record is from RefSeq and is a predicted model, not a curated record. The transcript is spliced from 21 exons. Gene Ontology annotation, biological process: signal transduction; regulation of GTPase activity. NCBI's taxonomy places the organism in Eukaryota, Metazoa, Chordata, Actinopteri, Pleuronectiformes, Scophthalmidae.
AAGCAGCAAACCCAUUCGGCGCAAGCAAUAUUUUUAUCCGCUUAAAGAGCUCGGAGGUUUUUAUCAUCAUGGACUAUGUCGAUCAACUUAAUGCCUUUUGUAUGACUGUUUAUUUGUAUAAUUACACGGCGGAGUUCGUCUCUGCUCUUUCCGUCGCGUGAAUUAUUUUAAGUUAUCUGUUAUAUUUUUGUUUUUAUUCCCGCGAGAGAAGCGCAUGCAACCUUCCACUGCUCUCUGCAAUUCACGUCAAAAAACAAAACUGAGCUGUCAUCUCAUCGCUGCAAGUGCAAGAGCAUGGCUCCGGCCUGGCCCCAGUCUCACCUGUCCUGUGCGAACCCGACCAGCGUCUCGAGCAUCACACAUCAGCACGCCGCCAGUGAAGCCUGCUGAACGGGGACUGCGUUGUGAGCCAUGCUGUCGGGCACUUGGCGCCGCUCUGUGGGGCAUCAGCCGUCUUCCGCUGCCCCUGUGGUGACCACCAGGGGGAUGACAGUGUGUGGGGUCCCCAGCGGUACAGUGGUCCUCGAGGCCCAGUACGACUACAACUACCGCGGUGCCGAUGGCCGCCAGGUCUGCAUUAGGGAGGGCGAACGGUUUAUUCUUCUGAAGAAGACCAAUGCCGAUUGGUGGCAGGUGCGAAGGAUUGGGGCAGCUAGUAAAACAAAGCCAUUGUAUGUACCUGCUACAUAUGUGACAGAGGUGCCUAUUGCACCCAUACCGUCGCCACAGCGCCUGGUUAUGUCUGCCUCGCUGAGCUCCAACCUCAGGAUAUUGCCACGGGUGUCACUCUCUCCCAGCCCAACAGGGCCCAGCUCUAAUGAACGGCAUCAAGUGAACAAACACAUUUGCCGCUCCAUGGAAAACCUCAACUCCAAUAGUGCCUUCCGGGGGCUGGACAACAAAACCAGCAUCACAGGCGGAGGGGCGCCCCUCUCUGGAUUCUCCUUUACACCCAACUCUCCCACCUCCCUGUCAGGCCACCUCAUGGUCCCUGGGUCGCCGGCAGCCUCCACUCCCCAAACAGCACCGCCGAACCCCAGGGUGGUCCCCAUGAUUACGCGGAGCCAGAGUUCCAGCAACCUGCCUGAAAACCUGACGGAGAACCCGUACGACGAGGUGGGCGGCGGCUUCAGCAGUCGCGUCCACCACAGGAUCCGCAAGAAAUCCUGUAGCCAGUGGGACAUGGUGGGGGCGUCCGGCAAGACCAACCAUCUGCAGGUCCCAACAGAGUCCUAUGUGGCACAACUGUCCUGGCAAGACUCUCCUCUCUACACCGAAAGCAUGAAGCCAGAGAAACAUCUCCUGCAGCCGGACCCACCCUGUCCUGCUCCAGGUCAAAAGCCUCUUCAGGUCAAGGACCUGUGGGAGCAGUACUCAGACCCAGCUACAGGUAGACUCUACUACGUCAACACCAUCACCAAGGAGAGGUCCUGGAAACCCCCUCGCAGGGCUCGUGGUCCCGCCAACCAGAGCAACACAGUUCAACCUCAGACAUUACCCAGGGAAACCAGCCACCUGUCACUGCCGUUCCCUGACGCUGGCAAUGGAACCGUGCACAGGCUGUCACCUGAUUUCGUCUUCGGGAGCCACCAGAGGACAACAGACUGUGGCUGGCAGAUGAAACAGAGCAUGCAGCGUGCAGCCUCCUCUGACACCCUGAGCAUGAGGGCGUUCAGCAGUGCAGAUGCCCGGUGCCAUAACUCUUCCUCCAUGCAUGAUGUCAAGCAGCAGCUCAGCCACUCCCAAUCUAUGAUCCUGCCUGAGAAUGGCAAGCUGGUCCAGCAGUGCAGAGAUUACUCCUGCAACGUGACCAACAUCGUGGUGGAGCCUCCAUCUCCUGAGAGCUCGCCAGACGGCGAAGGCUGCACGCCGGAGUUGGAGAAAGCCGGCCUCUUGAACAAGACGAAGAUUGCAGAGGGAGGCCGGAAACUCAGGAAAAACUGGAGUCCGUCCUGGGUAGUGUUGGUCGGGAACAGUCUGGUUUUCUUCAAAGAUCCUAAAUCACAGACACCUUCCAGCUGGAAACCAGGAAACAGUCGCCCUGAGAGCAGUGUGGAUUUAAGAGGUGCACAGCUGCACUGGGCCAAUCAGCUGUCCAGCAAGAAAAACGUCUUCAAGCUGAGGACAGUGACAGGAAAUGAGUUCCUGCUGCAGUCAGAGACUGACUCUCUGAUCAAAGAGUGGUACAACACCAUCCAGAACGUCAUCGACAGACUGGACCGUGAGAACCCACUGGACAACGUCCUCCUGUACUCUCUGAGGAGAGCCGGCAGCGUGGAGAUGCUGGACCACAGUGGAGAUGAGGAUGAUAGGAGAACGACACUCCCCCGCUCGUCAUCCAACCUGGAAAACACAGAGAGGAAAAGAGUGAAGACCCGGCUGAAGAAGCUGAUCCUGAAGAGACCUCCUCUGCAGGCUUUGCAGGAAAAAGGCCUCAUUAAAGAUCAGGUGUUUGGCUGCCGCCUGGAUAUGCUCUGCGAGCGAGAGAAGAGCACCGUCCCUCGCUUCGUCCGACUCUGUACUGAGGCUGUGGAGAGGAAAGGACUGGACACUGAUGGUAUCUACAGAGUCUCAGGAAACCUGGCGGUGAUUCAGAAACUGCGCUUCUUGGUGAACCACGAGCGAGCAGUGACUACUGACGGCCGUUACAUGUUCCCACUGGAGUUGGUACAAGAGGAGAAGCUGAAUUUGGACGCGAGCGAGUGGCAGGACAUCCAUGUCAUCACGGGAGCUUUGAAACUUUUCUUCCGGGAGCUGCCCGAGCCUCUGGUCCCCUUCGGCUUCUUCACAGACAUCGUGGAGACAGUCAAGAUGUCAGACUACAUGGACAAAGUGGAUCGUUUGAAGUGUCUGGUGCUUAACAUGCCUCCCCCGAACCACGAUACGCUGCUGUUCAUGUGCCGCCAUCUCAAACGAGUUUUGGAACAUUCAGAUAUCAACAGAAUGACCACACAGAACAUUGGCAUUGUGUUUGGGCCGACGCUCAUGCGUCCAGAGAGGGACAACGGCAACAUGGCGGUGAAUAUGGUUUACCAGAACCAGGCGGUGGAGCUCAUCCUCAGCGAGUUUGACCACAUCUUUGGAACAAGAGGCCCCCCUUGAUCCUUUCGGACUGGAUUGGGGGGGUUCAAAAGGCUCCUCCAGAUCAGACGAAAGCGCAAGUAGUGCAGCGUUUGGCCUUUUUGCCUGUUACUCAUAUGGUGUAAAAUGGAUUUCACAUCAAAAGAUAAUUAUGGGGUAAAAAGAACCAGGACAGAAAGCUGCUAAUCAUGACAUCUGGCCUCCAUAUAAAGCCAUGUGAAAACAAUAAUAGUAAAACAAGCGAAGUUUAGCUGCAAUACUUGUGCCUUUGACUGCAAAUGUGGAGCCCAGCCCCGGUGUUCUUCGCUGUGUGAACUGACGCCUCACUUACCCGUAAUGGUUCAGACUUGAUCAUGAUGAAUAAAAAGCUAUAAAAGUGAUAUAUCUCCUCCAGCCUGUUCAGCUAGCUUUGUAUUGAUCUGUUGAUUGUCAAAGAUUGUGAGGAAGAAUGCUUUUUAACAUAGCACUGAAAGCAGAACCAUUUCACUGUGAAAACAGCUGCAAACCUCUUGCAGGCAGGUUAGACAGAUGCCACCUGCAGGUACACUGUAAAUUAUGCAAACAAGCAGAGGGAAAGCUGGCCAUGUAAAGGAUUGCAUCUCCACUCAAGUUAUACCGUGUUGAGAAGAAGAGUUUGCAGGUUCAUUUGAGAGAACUCUUCAAAGAUCAUCAGCAAUGGGGCAACUUUGUGCCAACAGGGCAGCAAAUGUCCCUUUGUACCAAAUAGUUCUCUGUUGUAUUUGUACCCUCAGAGUUUCCCAACGUUGUACAAUUUGAGACCUGUCUUCUAUUUUUAUCAGUGCAAACUUCUCAGAUUAGGUUGAAAAUGUGAAGUUGUAAAUAUGUGACAUAGUGUGUUUGUCGACUUGUAGCACUUUGCAUACAGUAUGUAACCUAAACAUAAUAUAUUAGCCAAAUUCAAAUGGAUACAUUUGCAUUGAGAAGAGCCUUGUGCUGUUAAAAUGUUACUUGGACCUGAUUGUCAACUCUCCUGCAAUAAAAACAGAAGAAAAUCUGAACAAAAUGA